Messenger RNA from Prunus avium (sweet cherry), 3440 nucleotides. RefSeq lists its product as uncharacterized. The record is from RefSeq and is a predicted model, not a curated record. Lineage: Eukaryota; Viridiplantae; Streptophyta; Magnoliopsida; Rosales; Rosaceae. Gene Ontology annotation, molecular function: protein binding; protein kinase activity; ATP binding. Gene Ontology annotation, biological process: protein phosphorylation.
CUCUCUUCUUCUUCUUACUGAAGAAGUGAACAAAGUCUCACUCUCACUCAGCUACUCUCCCCCCACCCCUCCUCCUUCUCUCCUCCACCACCCAAGAAACCACAAACCAAAAUUAAAAAAUGCGGCUCCUUCUUCUCCUCCUCCUCCUCCUCCAUCUCCACCACUCCCUCGCCGCACGUGAAAUGUCCGAUUACCGCGCCCUCCUCUCCCUCAAAUCUUCCAUAUCCUCCGACCCAAACUCCGUUCUCUCCUCCUGGACCCCCACCACCAGCCACUGCACCUGGACCGGCGUUACGUGCGACUCCCGCCGUCACGUGACCUCCCUCGACCUCUCCAGUCAUGAACUGGUCGGCACUCUCUCCUCUGACAUAGCUCACCUCCGCUUCCUCUCCAACCUCACCCUCGCCGACAACCAGUUCUCGGGUCCCAUCCCGUCCGAGAUCUCGGCCCUCUCUGGGCUCCGCCUCCUCAACCUCUCCAACAACAUCUUCAACACCACCUUCCCUCCUCAGCUCUCCAACCUCACCCGCCUAGCCGUCCUCGACCUCUACAACAAUAACUUGACCGGUGACCUCCCCGUGGCCGUCACCCACAUGACCAGCCUCCGCCAUUUGCACUUGGGCGGCAACUUCUUCUCGGGUCGGAUUCCGCCUGAGUUCGGCCGCUUCCCGCUUCUGGAGUACUUGGCCAUAUCCGGGAACGAGCUUGGCGGCUCGAUACCACCCGAGAUCGGAAAUUUAACCAGUUUGAAAGAGCUCUAUAUGGGGUACUACAACGUCUACGAAGGCGGCAUACCGCCCGAGAUCGGGAACUUAUCACAGCUCGUCCGGCUAGACGCGGCCAACUGUAACUUGACCGGAGAGGUCCCGCGGGAACUGGGUCGGUUACAAAAUGUGGACACUCUGUUUCUUCAGGUCAAUGCCCUUUCUGGGUCGUUGACUGCCGAGCUGGGUUCCCUCAAGAGCUUGAAGUCGAUGGACUUAUCCAACAACAUGUUUUCGGGCGAGAUUCCGGGCUCGUUUUCGGAGCUCAAGAACUUGACCCUUUUGAAUCUCUUCCGAAACAAGCUCCACGGCGCCAUUCCAGAGUUCAUCGGCGACUUGCCGGAGCUCCAGGUUCUGCAGCUAUGGGAAAACAACUUCACUGGUAGCAUUCCUCAGGGCUUGGGCAAAAAUGGAAAGCUUAUAACCUUGGACCUUUCGUCGAACAAGUUAACUGGGACUCUCCCUCCCGAUAUGUGUUUCGGAAAUAAUCUUCAGACUCUCAUCACUCUCGGAAACUUCCUUUUCGGGCCGAUUCCCGAGUCGCUCGGAAAGUGUGGCUCGCUGAGUCGGAUUCGGAUGGGUGAGAACUUCCUCAAUGGGUCGAUUCCGAAGGGUCUCUUUGGCUUGCCCAAGCUCACUCAAGUGGAGUUGCAGGACAAUCUCUUGGCCGGUUCGUUUCCCGAAACCGAUACAAUAUCGCCGAAUCUCGGCCAGAUUAGUCUUUCAAACAACCGGCUUUCUGGGUCUCUGCCGCCGACCAUCGGCAACUUCUCCGGCGUCCAGAAGCUCCUCCUCGAUGGCAACAAGUUCUCGGGUCGAAUCCCAUCCGAGAUUGGGAGACUACAGCAACUAUCCAAGAUCGAUUUUAGCCACAACAAGUUUCUGGGUCCGAUCGCACCCGAAAUCAGCCAAUGCAAGCUCCUGACGUUCGUGGAUCUCAGCCGAAACGAGCUCGCCGGCGAGAUUCCGAAGGAGAUUACAGGCAUGCGGAUAUUGAAUUACCUCAACCUCUCGAGAAACCAUCUGGUGGGUAGCAUCCCUUCGUCCAUAUCCACAAUGCAGAGCUUGACAUCUGUGGACUUUUCCUAUAACAAUCUUUCGGGUUUGGUUCCGGGUACUGGUCAGUUCAGUUACUUCAAUUACACUUCCUUUCUGGGCAAUCCUGAUCUCUGCGGUCCCUAUUUGGUUCCGUGCAAAGAUGGGGUUGCCAAUGGCACCCACCAACCACAUGUCAAAGGGUCCCUUACUGCUUCUCUGAAGCUGUUGCUUGUUAUUGGUUUGCUUUUGUGCUCCAUCAUAUUCGCUGUUGCUGCAAUCAUCAAAGCCCGGUCUUUGAAGAAAGCGAGCGAGUCCCGGGCUUGGAAAUUGACUGCUUUCCAGCGCUUGGACUUCACAGUUGAUGAUGUAUUGGAUUCGUUGAAGGAAGACAACAUCAUAGGGAAAGGAGGGGCUGGGAUUGUGUACAAAGGAGCUAUGCCUAAUGGUGACAAUGUGGCUGUGAAAAGACUACCAGCAAUGAGCAGAGGGUCAUCCCAUGACCAUGGAUUCAAUGCCGAGAUUCAAACUCUGGGUCGAAUUCGACACCGGCACAUUGUUAGAUUACUGGGUUUUUGUUCAAACCAUGAAACAAAUCUUCUGGUCUACGAGUACAUGCCCAAUGGUAGCUUGGGUGAGGUUCUUCAUGGUAAGAAAGGGGGCCACUUGCAUUGGGACACAAGGUACAAAAUCGCCAUUGAGGCUGCAAAGGGGCUUUGCUAUCUUCACCAUGACUGCUCACCGUUGAUCGUCCACAGAGACGUGAAGUCGAAUAACAUCCUUCUUGACUCCAAUUUUGAAGCUCAUGUUGCUGAUUUUGGGCUUGCCAAGUUCCUGCAGGAUUCAGGCACGUCCGAGUGCAUGUCUGCAAUUGCUGGUUCUUAUGGAUAUAUUGCUCCAGAGUAUGCUUACACAUUGAAGGUGGAUGAGAAGAGUGACGUUUAUAGUUUCGGAGUAGUUCUGUUAGAACUUGUUAGCGGCAGGAAACCAGUUGGUGAAUUUGGAGAUGGAGUAGACAUAGUCCAAUGGGUUCGAAAAAUGACAGACUCAAACAAGGAAGGAGUCUUAAAAAUCCUUGACCCCAGGCUCCCUUCAGUCCCUCUCCAUGAGGUUAUGCACGUGUUUUACGUCGCAAUGCUGUGCGUGGAAGAACAAGCUGUGGAGCGUCCAACAAUGCGGGAAGUGGUUCAAAUUCUAACAGAGCUUCCAAAGGCGCCCGGCUCAAAACAGGGAGGAGGAGAUUCAGCAAUAACAGAGUCCUUCCCUCCAUCUGGCACUAGUGCAUCAGAUUCUCCAACUACAACGAGUAACAUGAAAGAUCAUCAACAGCAGGCGCCACCGCAAUCACCGCCGCCUGAUCUUCUUAGCAUAUGAAGUCUUUAGUUUUCUGGGGAUAUUGGAGUGUUUGUUCUAGAUUCCAAGAAUUGUAUUAGCCUUUUUACUGUGUUCUUUUAAUUUUCUUUGGGGUGGGGUUGGUUUGUUCUAACUUUUAAGUUUGAAGUUUUUGGUGUACAGUAGGAUUUGGGGGGGUAUUUUCUUAUAAGUUUGUCUUCUUCUUCAUGCAGUAAGUACCACUGGCUGCUGAUUUCCACUUUCACCUUAUGCUGCUCACUGUUUAUGGCAUGUGUAUGCUUUACUGUU